AUGAGGUUUGCCUCCACAGAUUUAUCAUGGAGCAUAAUAAUGGCCUGGUUUAUGGCUGAAUUCGUGUACAUUCGGUCGGUGCACGAAACUGCAAAGUUCUUGGAAUUCGCUGAGAUUGUGAAACUGGUCCCAUACAAUGAAAAUGACAUUGUUAUUGUGUGCGGUGAUUUUAACCAGCCCGGUGUCAAAUGGAUCAAAGCCGAUGAUGGUGAUUAUUAUGUGCCAAUCAAUUUGUCGACAGAGGGCGGCAUUGCUGUUUUUGACACAAUGUUCGACUGUGGAUUCAACCAGCUGUCAAAUAUCGAAAAUCCAGCCGGAAAUGUUUUGGAUCUUAUCUUCACAAACAAGUUCUACGAAAUGUCGUUGACUGAAUCAACAAGACCAUUGGUUAAGUCCGACAUUUGGCACAAAGCAAUUGAAAUCGAAGUGACAAUUGAUGAAAACGAACCCACAUCACCGCAAUCAUCGGAAAUAUACGCAUACAAUUCGGCGGAUUUCGAUGCGAUGAAUGCAUUCUUCAUUGCAAGUGACAUUUUGUUGGGGAUAAAUCGAAUUGAUGACCUCGAGAAUGCAUUCCAAUUAUUUGGCAAUGUUCUACACGAGGCAAUAGACUCAUUUGUUCCAAAAAUCACCAUACAAAAGAGCACUGAUCCACCGUGGCACACAAAGCACUUGAAACACAUGAAAAAUGUUAGAAGAAAGGCGUAUAAAAAAGCAAGAGAAACUGGUAACUUUGACGAAUACAAUGCCAUCACAGAUUCGUUCAUGCAGUUACAAAGCCAGUUGUUCAAGUCGUACAUCAGCCGCAUUCAAUUGCAAAUCAGAGCAAAUCCAAAACAUUUUUGGCGAUUUUAUACACAGAGCGACAAUAUCGACUUGGAUCAAUUGCUGAGUGAAUGUGGUGACAUCUCGUUUGACAUUGACAUCAAUGAAGUAGACGUGAUGAAAGCACUACAAGCGAUCAAUGUAAACAAAGGAGCCGGCCCAGAUGGUAUUUCACCAAAACUACUGAAAAAUUGUGCGCAUACUUUGUCAAAGCCGUUAACAAUGCUAUUUC
Contarinia nasturtii (swede midge) is the source of this 1057-nucleotide messenger RNA. RefSeq lists its product as uncharacterized. The transcript is spliced from 3 exons. Lineage: Eukaryota; Metazoa; Arthropoda; Insecta; Diptera; Cecidomyiidae. The record is from RefSeq and is a predicted model, not a curated record. The annotation marks the transcript as partial.